CGAUUUUUGUGAAUGGAUGGGAGCAUGAACAGGUGGGCAUGCGGAAUCACGCCCACCCAGAAUACAGAUACAAGACAGGUCUAGCACGUAGUGUCGUGACACAUGGGCUGUUCUGGCAUCGACUCGCCGUUAAGAACUACGAGGAAUGGAGCCCGAUGGCUCUCAUUACUGCCACUGGAAAGCACAGCGCAAGUGCUUGCAUUAGCGGGGCGACUCCAGCGACGAGGGAGAGCUUUUGCGUGCCUCAAAUUUGUAGCGGCAGCUAGCGCGAAGCAGGUUUGCCCUGCGUUGCAGCGGCCAGGGCGGCAUGAUUGAGAAAGCGCGCUUCGGCAGACGGACGAUCAUGAUGCACGUUUCUUGAGGACGACGGUGGGAGGCGCGAGGCGGCCAGACAAUGAAAGGAGUGGAUCGCGACAAGGGCGGCGGGCCGAAGGAUGGGGGGCCCUUUGAUAAAGUAUUGCCAAGCGAAGCAAGUCUACGCUGGGUACAGGAGGGGAGAAAGACGAAGAACGGCGAACAAUGAGCACGGAGGGAAUGCUGCAGCUCCAGGGGAACGUCGAGGCGUGCCCCAGAGCUGUUUGCCAUGCCGUUUUCCAAGGGUAAAAAGAGAACGUGAGAGGGGAAGAGAGAGGAAGAGGGCGAGAAAGGAGCGGGACAUGGGGCGAUAUUCGGCGAUUUCUCAGAGGCUCCUGGCAAUUGAGCGUGGUCAAGCAGGAUUUUGCGUACGGGGAGCAGAAGCAGCGGAAUUUCGGAGCGGGCACGCGCGAGCAGGCGGGCAGCGAGAGAAUUUUGGAGUGUGAAAACGUCCAGUGUGUGUGUAUUGAACGGCACCGAUUACGUGCUGGCACGGUGGGGAGUUUCGCGGUUGGGAAGGUCGAGGCGGCGUGUGGGCUAAGGACACAGACGGCAUGGCGCCAAACAAACAAUGCAACGAACUGGGCCAGUGUUCCCUCGACGUGCUUGACGGGAUGGCACGAAUGGUCGACGCGGACGCGCGCGUGGUGGCUCCGUUGUGCUUUCUCCUGUGGCCAGGACGCUGGAGGAGACGUCGUAGCCGGGCGCAACACACAGCGGC
This is a messenger RNA of Verruconis gallopava, 1075 nucleotides long. RefSeq lists its product as uncharacterized. The record is from RefSeq and is a predicted model, not a curated record. NCBI's taxonomy places the organism in Eukaryota, Fungi, Ascomycota, Dothideomycetes, Venturiales, Sympoventuriaceae. The coding region runs from base 435 to 800 and encodes 121 amino acids. The transcript is spliced from 2 exons.